Drechmeria coniospora is the source of this 1155-nucleotide messenger RNA. RefSeq names its product cytochrome P450 3A31. Lineage: Eukaryota; Fungi; Ascomycota; Sordariomycetes; Hypocreales; Ophiocordycipitaceae. Gene Ontology annotation, molecular function: heme binding; monooxygenase activity; zinc ion binding. The record is from RefSeq and is a predicted model, not a curated record. The transcript has a single exon. Bases 1 to 1155 code for a protein of 384 amino acids.
AUGGUCAACAAACAGGAGCACGCUCGCCGAAGACGCAUCGUUUCUCAGGGGUUAUCGGACGCCGCAUUGAGAUCUCACGAGCCGACGCUAAUAUCGCACAUCAAGAAGUGCUUCGCAUUGGCUACAGAGGCGGACACGGGUGCACCACAAAAUGGCUGGACACGGCCGCAGAAUAUGUCAAACUGGUUCAACUGGCUGACGUUCGACGUAAUGGGUGACGUUGUAUUCGGUGUUCAGUAUGACCUUCUUGGAUCACCAACAAAUCGGGGAAUACCGGAAGCCAUUGAGCAAUCCAAUGUUCGUGUGAGCGUCUUGUUGCAAGGCCCGAUCCUCCGGAAGAUUGGCCGCGUGGACCGCUGGUUGUUUCCCAAGGCCAUCGAAGCUCGCAAUCAGUUCCUUCACUUCGUCAGUGGUCUUGUUGACCGUGUCAUGAAUUCUGAAUGUGAAGAAAAAGCACGCACCGUCGUAUCGGCCUUGAAGUCGGCGCGUGACCCCGUUACAGGUGAAAUUCUCACGGCCAAAGAAAUCCUGGCCGAGAGCACAACACUCUGCGUGGCCGGAGCAGACACGUCGUCGACAGCAUUGGCGGCAGCCUUCUUCUAUCUGGCCAGCACACCUCGCGCUUAUAAACGACUCCAGGACGAAGUUCGCUCGGCCUUUGGGUCCGUUGACGAGAUUCGGGCAGGCCCAAAGUUAAGCAAGCUCACUUAUCUCAGGGCCUGCAUUGAUGAAGCGCUACGGAUGUCCCCUCCAGCGGGAUCUUCGCUGUGGCGAGAAAUACAGACCGGGGGCGCCACGGUUGAUGGUCAGGUUCUACCUGCGGGUGUCGAAGCGGGCGUGCCAAUCUACGGCAUCCAUCAUAACGCAGAAUAUUUCCCAGCGCCGUUCGAGUACAUACCCGAGCGUUGGCUUCACGCUGAGAAGAUUCUCGCAGGGAGAGAGGUGGAAGCCGCCCGAGCGGCCUUCUGUCCCUUCUCUAUCGGCAGCCGGAGUUGCGUUGGGAAAGGCAUGGCCAUGUUAGAACUCGGCUUGGCUGUGGCGUACGCAGUGUACAAGUUUGAGUUUUUCAUGGCUGAUGAAAGCAAGAUUCUCAAAGGUUGGGGCAUGAGAGGGGAGUUUCCGCUCGCCGAUCACAUCACAGGUUCUAAGAAGUGA